AUGGCGGCGCCCAGCCUCCCCACUCCCGAGCACGGGCACGUGGGCCGGGGCGCCUUCCGCGACGUGUACGCGCCGGCGGAGGACACCUUCCUGCUCCUGGACGCUCUGGAGGCGGCGGCGGCCGAGCUCACGCGAGUGGAGCUAUGCCUGGAAGUGGGAUCGGGCUCUGGAGUGGUAUCCACAUUCCUGGCCUCCAUGAUAGGCCCUCAGGCUCUGUACCUGUGCACUGACAUCAAUCCCAACGCAGCAGCUUGUACCCUGGAGACCGCACGCUGUAAUCAAGUCCAUGUGCAGCCCGUAAUCACUGAUUUGGUCAAAGGCUUGCUACCAAGACUGAAGGAGAAGGUUGAUCUUCUGGUGUUUAAUCCCCCAUAUGUAGUGACUCCGCCUGAGGAGGUAGGAAGUCAUGGAAUAGAAGCAGCGUGGGCUGGUGGCAGAAAUGGUCGAGAGGUCAUGGACAGGUUCUUCCCGCUGGUUCCAGAUCUCCUUUCGCCAAGAGGGAUGUUCUACUUAGUCACCAUUAAGGAGAACAAUCCAGAAGACAUUUUGGAAACAAUGAAGGUGAAAGGUCUUCAGGGGACCACUGCACUUUCCAGGCGAGCAGGCCAAGAAAUCCUUUCGGUCCUGAGGUUCACCAAGUCCUCACACGCUGUCUGCUCCCCGUUAUAG
Pipistrellus nathusii (Nathusius's pipistrelle) is the source of this 669-nucleotide messenger RNA. The record is from the annotation of a GenBank genome assembly. NCBI's taxonomy places the organism in Eukaryota, Metazoa, Chordata, Mammalia, Chiroptera, Vespertilionidae.